Messenger RNA from Dracunculus medinensis (Guinea worm), 1464 nucleotides. The record is from the annotation of a GenBank genome assembly. Lineage: Eukaryota; Metazoa; Nematoda; Chromadorea; Rhabditida; Dracunculidae.
AUGCGCUUUAUGAUGGCUCAGAAAGAUUCCUUCGAGGAUACGGGUGAGAAUAAUCGCUUUAUCGCUUCGAAUAGUCCUUCAAAUCGCUCAGUUCAAAAUAUUGACGAGGAUAAUUUCUUCAGUUUAUUCCAAAACGAACUUUUCGAUUCUUUCAUUCCGCCAAAGCCUGCACGUUUCACAAAUACUGCCGCUCAACACUAUUUGGAUUGUGCAACACGUUUAGAGAAAUUUAUUAAACGCAGUAAUAUUAUUAGUAAAGCAUUAAAUUAUCACUAUAAUCAAGAUUUUGGCUUUAGAAUUUUUAUCGACGAAAAUAUAUCGGAGAGAAGUAUUAAUGAUGAAAUGGACUGGCGAGAAAUGAGCCAAGAGGAAAUCAAAGUGGCGCGAAAAAUAUGCUCGCUUUCAGCCUUGGAGCCGACUAAAGUCGAACUCUACAAUAUUAUGAGCUAUCCGACUUGUUCACUUAAUUGGUUCCAAUCGAAACAGCGAUGUGAUUCGGAAUUUUGCCAUUAUAAAAUUUACGAUGUUCAAGAUGAUAUUCCAUCGAAAAGCAAUUACCAAUCACAACUAAUAAAUUCGCGAAAAAAAAUUUUAUGCAUUCGACCGUUAUUUCUCUACGAUUAUUUAUUAGCCAAUAAACUUUUAUGUUUAUUUUUUUACAAAUAUAUUUUCCACUUCACUACUCUAUCGAAUUUGAAAAAAUUUGCCUUGUGGAAUGUGAUGGAGAGCGUUGUUGACGAUAGCGCUGAUGCACUCGCUUCUGGUGACAAUUUCCUUCAUGGCGAACAAUCUGAUUCCAUUAAUUUGGAACUGUCGGUCAAAGAUAUAAACGACUGUGGCGAGGAAUAUGAAGGAAGGUUCGAUCUGCUGAUGAACGUUUUUAAAACAUGCGAAAAUUUUCGUGAAAUCGAGGAAUUUUACGGAAAAAAAAUUGGUGAAUGCGUUCGGCACUCCUCGCCGGACCAAUGGGCAAAUGAUCCUCGCGAAAAACGCGCAAAUUUACUCAAACGAACGCGAUUGAUCGUUUUGAAUUUACCCGAAUUCGAUUCGAAUAUUGACGAUAUAAUUUUCGUUCAACAUUUAUGCGAUUAUUUUCUUAUAAAUACAAAAUGCGUUAUAAAUAUUUAUAGGCGUGAAAAAUUUAAAAAUGAAUUUAUUCCAGGUUAUCGAAUAUCAAAAAAGCAGCAACGACGAAAACGUCCUUCUCCUCCUCGUCCUCUCAUAAUUAAUUUCCUCGAUUCAUCGCUAUGCACAAAAAUAAUUGAAAAAACGAGAAGCCUUCGGCAAACGUGGAUAAAUCGCGAUAUUUUUUAUAAAAAUUCAAAAAAGCACUUUCGAAGAUUUUGCAGACUUUCACGAUUUGAGAAAUUUUUAAUAAAGAAAAAUUUGAUAUUCGAUAUGGAAGGCAGUAAAAAUUUAAGAAUUUCAACCGAAAUAACUGAUUACAAAUGGAAAAAAAUUUAA